Drosophila suzukii is the source of this 7786-nucleotide messenger RNA. It is a transcript of the gene msi, whose product is annotated as RNA-binding protein musashi. The record is from RefSeq and is a predicted model, not a curated record. Gene Ontology annotation, biological process: regulation of translation. NCBI's taxonomy places the organism in Eukaryota, Metazoa, Arthropoda, Insecta, Diptera, Drosophilidae. Gene Ontology annotation, molecular function: mRNA binding. Gene Ontology annotation, cellular component: cytoplasm.
ACCGUUACAACAGCCAGUUGAUUCAAAGCGGAGCGAUUCGUGGAUUCGUUGUCAUCGUGUCGUCGUCGUUUUUGUCGUUGAUUUCCGUUUGUGCAUGCAGAUAAAGCCAGGUCUUGACUAGAUUCUCGUCUAGGCCUACAAUCGAAACCGAAAACCGAACUCGGCUAAUGGAAAAUAAACAAACAAACAAGGCCCACAUUUUGUUUGCCGCGCAUUAAAAAAAAUCUAAAACCUUGCCAGCAAAACUUGGUGUUAUAAAAAUGAGUAUUACCUAAAAAAAAAACAAAAAUAUAUCAGUGCGGUUAUUAAAUACAAAAUCGUUAACAAAGCAGUUGAAGAAAGUCAACUAGAAAGUGCAAGAAAAAUUGUAACAAAACCAGGCGAAAACAAAAGUAUUUGGUGCUAGCGCAUUAAAGUGAUUUUCUCAGCGUGUGUUUCUUGGGAUAAGCGAAAAGCCAGCAAAAUUUACUGCUUUGGAAACUCCGCUCUCAACAUAAAAACCAGCACCAUCACCGAUACCGUUACCGAAACGGGCAGCACCAUCAACAUCAACACCCCCAGCGGCACCACCCACCUCCAGAUUCAGCACCACCAGGCUCAGCACCACCCCCAAAACAGUGCGAGAAUGCUGUUCGAGAAUCCGGCGGUUGCGGCCAAGUUGCCCUUUCCGUACAACGUGCCCCCGCCUCUGCAGGCGGCGGCGGCAGCAGCGGCGGCUGUCCCAAAUCUAAGGUUUCAGACACCCAUUAAAGCGUUUGCCUGCCUGACAGCAGCCACAAGGUCAGUAUCGGAGAUGAACGCCACUUCUCUAUAUGCCGGCAAUCCCAUGGAGAAUGCGGCCGCAGCCGCUGCCGCCGCAGCAGCGGGUUUGAUUGAUCCACAUCACAACCGGGAUUUGCACCAGGCCCUGGUGGCUUCGAUAGCCAACAAUGGUGUGGCCGCCAUUGGCGGUGGCUUGACCACAGCGGCGGUCUUGAAGAGUGCCGCCCAGCAGCAGCAGCAGCAAGCACAGCAACAACAGGCUGUGGUGCAACAGACUCAGAACUCGGUGGUCGUGUCCUCUGGACAGGAUCAGCCCAAACAGGAGCAGGCCCAACAGGCAGCAUUGGCGCUGCUCAAGGAGAAUGUGAAUGCCUCGGCUGGGGCAGGACAAAACAAUGGUCAGGCCGCCAUGGGGGGCAGCAACAAGAGCGGCUCCUCCGGCAGAUCCACACCCAGCCUGAGCGGAGGCAGUGGCUCCGAUCCGGCACCGGGCAAACUCUUUGUCGGCGGACUCAGCUGGCAGACAUCGUCGGACAAACUCAAGGAAUACUUCAACAUGUUUGGCACCGUCACCGAUGUACUCAUCAUGAAGGAUCCCGUCACCCAGCGCAGUCGCGGCUUUGGUUUCAUCACAUUCCAAGAACCCUGCACCGUGGAAAAGGUCCUCAAGGUGCCCAUUCACACACUCGAUGGCAAGAAGAUCGACCCCAAGCAUGCCACCCCAAAGAACCGACCCCGUCAGGCCAACAAGACCAAGAAGAUCUUCGUGGGUGGCGUCUCGCAGGACACCUCCGCCGAGGAGGUCAAGGCCUACUUCAGCCAGUUCGGCCCUGUCGAGGAGACGGUCAUGCUGAUGGACCAGCAGACAAAGCGCCACCGUGGCUUCGGAUUCGUCACCUUCGAGAACGAGGAUGUGGUUGAUCGCGUCUGCGAAAUCCACUUCCACACUAUCAAGAACAAGAAGGUCGAGUGCAAGAAGGCCCAGCCCAAGGAGGCGGUCACCCCGGCUGCCCAGCUCCUCCAGAAGCGCAUCAUGUUGGGCACCCUGGGCGUACAGUUGCCCACAGCUCCAGGUCAGCUAAUUGGAGGCCGCGGCGCUGGCGUGGCCACCAUGAACCCUCUGGCCAUGCUCCAGAAUCCCACACAGCUGCUGCAAUCCCCGGCAGCAGCCGCCGCCGCCCAGCAGGCCGCCCUCAUAUCACAGAAUCCGUUUCAAGUACAAAAUGCCGCCGCAGCAGCCUCGAUGGCCAAUCAAGCGGGCUUCGGCAAGCUGUUGACCACAUAUCCGCAGACCGCGCUGCACAGCGUCAGGUAUGCACCCUACUCGAUCCCCGCCAGCGCCGCCACUGCCAACGCUGCCCUGAUGCAGGCCCAUCAGGCGCAGAGCGUGGCCGCCGCUGCCCAUCAUCACCAGCAGCAGCAACAGCAGCAGCAUCACCACCAGCAGCAGACCCACAACGCCCAUGUGGCCGCCGCCCAGCAGCAGCAACAGAGCCACCAGCACGCCGUCUCCAACUCCGCUUCGCAGGCACACUCGGCGGCAGCGGCUGCCGCUCUGGCGGCCAAUGCCGCGAAUGGAGCCGGUGCCGCUGGAGCCCACAGCCUGGCCGCUGCCGCCCAGCAGGCGGGCUUGAUGGCCGGCAAUCCCCUGAAUGCCGCUGCUGCCGCCGCCGCCGCUGCUGCCAAUCCGGCGGCUGCCUACCAAAACUACGCCCUGGCCAACGUGGACAUGUCCAGCUUCCAGGGCGUCGAUUGGAGCACCAUGUACGGCAUGGGCAUGUACGUCUAAGACGCGGGUUUUGUUUGGUAAUUUGAAUGAAACACUCACCAUACACCAUACUCCACCACACCCCAUACACUCACUCACUCUCAUGUGAAACACCACCACCCCUAGUUGUAGUUCCAUACGAAAUCCACAUGGCCCCCAUCCAUAAAUAUUCAUAGAACCACACAGAAACACUCUCUCAUACGAAGUUGGUUUUCCUUUGAGUUUGGCUUAGUUAGUAGUCCGCAACACGGAAGGCAAAUUAAGUAUUAUAUUUAAGGAGCCCUCGGGCGAGUUCAAUAAAUACUAACUAAUAUAUAUAUAUACAUAUAAAAAAAUCAUAAGCAAUAUAAGCAACAAACAAACAACAAAAAAAAAGGAAGCAAAGCAAAGCGAAAUCGAGGAAAAACAAAAUUCAAAACCAAAAAGCAAAAAUUACGAAGCGAUAGAGAAGCAAAAGAAGGAAAACACAUUAAAAACCACCGAUUGUGAUUGCGUUUAAAUGUAGCCGUUAAUAUAUAAUUUUUAGUGCAUAAAAAAACCAUUAAACCUAAUCCUAAUUAAAACAAACAAAUAAAAAAACUAAAAGUAAAUAUAUAUAUAAAUACAUAUUUAUGAAAAGCAAGAGCAAGGAAUGAAUCUUAUAAGUUGACUCACGCUCGUUUAACCAAGAAUGGCGCUCAUUAUUUAAAAAUUAAAGAAAUCUUUAUGUUUUUGGAGCCGUAAACUCAACUGAAAUCCAUGAGAAACUACUCCUGCAAGGGCAGUAUUAAGUAAUCGAAUGAAACUGCAAAAGAAAACAUUUUGCUCAAGACAAAGAGUUAUUAAUUAAUGUUUAAACCAAGCUAACCAACUAAAGCGAUGAAACCCAAAAUGAAACUAUUAUUUUAGAGGUUUAGUUGAGUUCGAAUUUAAUUCACCCAGCAUAGAUUACAACAACAGAGUUAACCAAUCACCAACGAACAUCACCAACUCACGUACACAAACACUCGAAAACCCCAUCCCCCUAUAUCUUCUAUCUCCCUAACUCUGUUCUUUGUACUUAAUAAUAUAACUUAAAACAAUACAAAUACCACAACGAACAAACCAAAUUUCUGUUGUGUUUUGUGUGUGCGAAUCUUAUUUGAUUUAGUUUUAGAACUAGUUUAGUCUCCACUCAAUCUCAACCAUUUGUAGCAAGUAACUCAAUAACAUUUGUUGAAUAUUUUGGCAUUUGCAUAUUACUAUUAUUAUAAUUUCGACCGACAGAAAGUUCUCUGGACUAGAGCGGCUUAUUUUAUAUUUUAUAAGACAUUUAAGUGAGAACGACUCCUUAGGGCAGUGUACUAAUCUUCUAGAUUUUGAACCCUCUUUCCAAUUCGUAUUUCAUUUGCAUAACCAUCCAAGCAACUCAUGAACCAGGUAACAUUACUUUACUGUAGCUUAUUGUUUUAAAUGGCACAAUCUUAGUUCUUAAUAUUAUUUUGUAAUUACCCUUAUCUGUAGCAUUUGCAUUUGAUUUUGCAUUCGACAAAUACUUCACCCAUUGAAACCAAGAAAAACAAAUCGAAAUAAGAAGAAAACCGGAGCAGAUGCUCCUGGAUAGUUAUGUAUUUGUCUCAUUUGAAUCGCUUGCAUGUUUAAAGUUUAAUUUUAGUUACUAGUUAUCAUUUGGAAAGUAAUAAUUUGCGUAUGUAAAUAUUUAGUUUAUAUACAUUACACACACACAUUAUAUGGAAAACAAUGAAACAUUUGAAGUAAUUUUUUGUGUUUAAUAAAAACCAACGAACAAAACAACAAACAACUUUGCCAUGAGUUGAGCAAACAUUUGUGUUUUCUUAUGAUUUGAUUAAUUUGACUGUAAAUAUUUGACCACAUUAUACUGUAUUAUUUGAUUUGAUUUACCUGGUAAACCACACUCUGUAUCUGUUGUUGUGCUGUGCUGUCUUUCUCUCUAUUUAUCUGCUCCUCUCACCCAUGUGUAGAACUUAUUACAUUUCGAUGCAUUUGCCAGUACCAAAAAGUUAACGAUUGUGUGCGAUUGUGGAGAAUUGUUUUUAAUUCCUGUAGAUUUUCGCCUCGAGGGGUGAGUAUUAUGAUGUAAUAUCGUUUCGUAUACCAAAGAUUUUACAUAUUAACCAAAAUUCCAUUCACAUUUGCUGGGCUGAAUUCGAGGCUCGAGUCCCAUUUACCCAUGUGCAGAAACUAAUUUAUUUAUUUAUUGUUAACGCUUAAGACUCUAACACAUUCCACACAUGCUAUGGUGCCAUUUACUUAUCAAUAUUAAUAUUUAUAAUUUUCUUAACUCCUCUGUCAGUUCUCGAUCUCAGAACAAUUGCUUUUAGCAUAAGAUUGAUUUUACCCUGCCAAUCCAAGAAGAAUACGAAAAAUUCCUUUUUUACUACGUACACAUGUUUUGUUCUAUUGACAUAAUUUAUAAACAAACCAAAUAAAAAUAUUUAUAUUUGAUUACUGCAUUUUACAUUUAUUUAUAUUAGCCUAAAAAGCAAGAAGUCAAAAAAUGUUCUCAUAGUUGCCUAUGUUUAUUGUACUACUUGGAGAAUAAUUUACAAUUUUCGGUUACUUUUCCGUAUGCUUCAACAUUAAGUCAGAGCGACAAAAAGUCGAGCAAUUUCAUAGUUAUUCGUAUUGUAACAGUUGCAACAGUCUGAAUUCGAUAUAAACAACAAUAUAUCUCUUAUAUCCAAUGAAAUGUUUUGUUUUCCAUACUCGUACCAAAGAUAUAUACCCAAAGUAGAAGCUUGCUAAUUUUGAUAUACAUAGUAACCAGAUCGAACAUACUUAAAUAGCGCUCUCUCUAUAAAUAUAUACAUAUACAUAUAUCUAUUUUUUGAAUAUCAAUAUUAAUAGAAUAGUAGCUCGUGGUUUUAUUUCGUGACACGGGAGUACCAACCGUUACUGAGAUGAUAACACAAUCCAAAACCGCCUGGCCAAACGUCUUGUCACACCACUAAAUCGACGUCGUCUCCGCAGAUGGAUCCUCGGCCGUAAUAGACAUGGGCGACUUUUAUAAUUUAAAUUUUAUUAAUCAGAUAUAGAACAUGCCCCACUCGCUGAUUUCGUGAUUUUUUUUUUUUGGCAUGUUAAUAAACUAUGUGCCUACAUAGGCUUAUAUCAAUAAAAAAAAGAAUAAUUAAAUUGCUCAAAAUGGAGGGUUGGUUGAUAUGAAUUUUAGUAAGAAUCCAAAACUACAAGGGAAUCCAACUCCAAAAAACCACAUAAUAAUUACAAAUAAAAAAGUUACUUUCGAAAAUCUAAAAUCUAUUAUAAAGUCAAUCUAAAAAAUAUUUGAAUACUCUAUUCUUGGGAACAGAAACAAAAAGAACACUGCAUAUCAGCCAGCCCCAAACCUUCAUAAAUUUUACAAAUAGAAUCUGUAUUUUUGACUUGUUUUCGUGUGGUAUAGCGUCAUCAAGAUAGUCGGUUUUCAGUCAUUAUUUAUUGGCCCAAAAACUACAUGAAGAACUUGCUGUAAUAUAAUACCAACAUUACACACUGCGAAUUAGAUCUUAUAAUUUCGUUUGACUUGUAGGUUGACAACCAACUUAUUGAAAUACAAGAUAUUUAGAAAACCUAGUUAUUUAUUCCUAUAUAAUAGUUAUUUACACACAUUUAUGAAAAACGCAUGAUGAAACAUGUACAGUAGUCAAUUGAGAAACAUCCCUUAUAUACACAGCGGCAAUCUCCAAGAUUAUCAUCUGUCACAGUUGUACCCCAACUCAAGAUCCCAGAAGUCCCACAUUAGCAAGACAUUAGCAUUAACUACGUACAUAAUACCUACAUCAUACACACAUACAUCAUAUGACAAUAAGAUCAACUGUGUUUCAGCAUUCAAGUGUCAGUAUUCGUAAACCAAAUUACCUAACAAACUUAUACUAUGUAAUCGACAAGGAAACCAAUCCUAGGGAACCUUUUGGAUUUGGAUUCGGAUUGAACGGCGUUUUAGAAAUUGGAGUAGUUGGGUUAGGAUAGCCUUUGAAACAAGUUCUCCCGUGCAACUCAAGUGGCGAAAACUUUAUAGAUAUUUACAUGCAUACAUAGAAACAUAUAUAUACAUACGAUGAUAUUUAGCAAGACCGUGAUAUAUUCAAUUAGUAAAACAAAACAAAAAAUUCUAUAUUAUAUGUAUAUAUCAAUUAUAUAUUGAGACGUCUCUCAAAAUGUGUCAAAUUGCAUACUAAGAGUAGAAUUUUUGGUAUACCCAGGAAAACCCAGGGAAAAAACAAAGUAAACAUUUCAUCAACUGUUGUUGUGAAGGCUACAAAACAACGCAUAUCACUUUGAUGGUGUCAAAACCCAGAGUUUUCGAGUUUUACCCAAGAAAAAACCAAAUGAAUUUGUGAAAAGAGGUUUGCUGAAGAAUUCUCCAGAGAAUCUUUUUAACCAAUCAACAAAAACGAGAAAACAGCGCAAGAAACUAGAUUUCAUUUUGGAUAUGGUUUUAGAUGACCGACUACGAGUGCAUCCAAUAAUGUAUUGUUGAUUUGAGUGACUAAUGAGGACCAAAUUUUUAGCGAAAUUCAGAAAUCAGGUUUUUAGAUCCUAAAAAUGGUAAAAAUCAUACCCAAAUUUAACUAGUUUAAUUAGAGUAUUAUUAUUUGACAACCUGGAAUUUUUUGGCUUCUUGCUUAUUGUUUGGCGUUGUUAUAUUUUUUUUAUCAACCAAGCGCUAUGAAUAACACCGACACUAAUACAACCAACACACCCCCACACACUCUCAACAAGCUAGUCAAUUGAUGUGCAUAGGCACAAACUAAUUCUUUAUAAACAAAUGCAAAAAGUGGUAAGUAAAAAGUGAACAACCAACAAUAAAAUGUAAGGAAAAAUUUAAACCAAAAAUCGAACGUACACAAUAAAAACUAAAAGCAAUUAUUUCCCUUGACUAACCCUGGGAAAUAUAAAAACAACAAAACAUAUAAAUCACAUUGAAAAUGCUCUAAGAAACGUUUAAUUUAAUUUAUCUUAUUGAGAAUUAGUUGGUAAGCUUAAUAUUAAGUACAAGUGUUAAAUAAUUUCGAAGCAAUGCGUACAAAAGUAUUCUCGAUAUACUUUAUACGAACAGGCUAUAUAUUUAUCAAUUGCUAAAAUUAUAUUUAAAUGCGUAAUAUAUUAUUAAGAGACCGUGAAUGGCUACUUUUGCUCAUUUCAGAUGCUUAACGAAAUGCUAAAAUCAAAGACAAAAAAAGUCGUAUUCAAACCUAAUUUAAGUGUUAAGCAAGACAAAUUCAAAUAUACUACAAAAAGUGCAUAAAAACAAAC